UGUGUGGAUGUGACGACACUACAUAGAACAAUGGACGAUUCCCCAGUCGAUCUUGGUGCCAGGGAUCCCAAUUCCCUCAAUGGCGAUGUACAGGUUCUAUUUGAAGAUGUUUUGGGAGAACCAGAGGGAGCCCAUAGCAUCGACUGUGUCUGGACCAACAGUUACAAAUGCUUCACCUGUGGGAAGAACUGUUGCUACAAGUUCAUGAGUACCUUGUGUGGGAUUUGUAUUGCACUGUACUGGGGAUGUGAGUUCGCCAUGAUCACGUUCGAGAUGGUAUGGUGCUGUACACCUGCUCUCAAAGUCCAUUCCAUCAUGCUCGGAAUUUGUCAACGUUUCUUCGGAUCAUGUAUCCAGUGUUGUCUGGCUCCUCUCUGUGAGACGAUGGGAUUAUGCUUCGGGAACAUUACAAUUACUAAGAAAUGAUAAAACGAUUAUCAAAACUUUCGAUAGACAAAUCAAUCAAUUUUUGUGCCAUCCCUCAACAACUGUGAUACUAGCCAGUUUUGGCUGGGUUUCCUUGAAGUGAGUCAGUGAUAUUUUACAUACACUUGUUAUUUCAUUAAAUAUCGAGUGGAUUAUCAUCUCAAAUGUUUAAUGUUCUACUUGUCAUUGAUGUAUUUCUUUUACAAUAAAAUAUUUAUUUAA
This is a messenger RNA of Pecten maximus, 648 nucleotides long. Its product is annotated as caveolin-1-like. NCBI's taxonomy places the organism in Eukaryota, Metazoa, Mollusca, Bivalvia, Pectinida, Pectinidae. Bases 31 to 426 code for a protein of 131 amino acids. Gene Ontology annotation, molecular function: molecular adaptor activity. Gene Ontology annotation, biological process: caveola assembly. The record is from RefSeq and is a predicted model, not a curated record. The transcript is spliced from 2 exons. Gene Ontology annotation, cellular component: caveola.